Messenger RNA from Drosophila kikkawai, 3168 nucleotides. It is a transcript of the gene Hs3st-A, whose product is annotated as Heparan sulfate 3-O sulfotransferase-A. NCBI's taxonomy places the organism in Eukaryota, Metazoa, Arthropoda, Insecta, Diptera, Drosophilidae. The record is from RefSeq and is a predicted model, not a curated record. Gene Ontology annotation, molecular function: [heparan sulfate]-glucosamine 3-sulfotransferase activity.
GCAACAACAACAAGCGGCAACAGCAGCAGCCGCCACCAACGCAGCAGCAACCUGAGCAAGAUAAACACGCAAAACAAAGCGAACUGGGUCAGUAAGCGAAAGGAGAAGAACGAGGGAGGAGAAAGAAGAGAAGGAAAAGGAGGAGGGGGAGGAGUGGAAGGAGCAGAGGCCGAAGAAGCAGCCAAAAGGAGGCUCAGCUAGAAGACGGCAAGCAAAAAUGCUGCAUGUGCUGCAGUUGAAAUGUGUAGCAUACUUGUCAGCGUUAAAGGGUGUGUGCGACGACCAAGCGGAAAUUAACUUUGGUGGAUUGAAAGUCGAUUUUGGAAAACAAUAGCACAGCCAUGGCAGCAGCUGCAGCAGCAGGAGCAACAUUAACAAAAGCCAAGCUCAAGGAGCCGAAGAGCAACAAGAAAUCUAAUUACCGACCAACAAUAAGGUCAAAUCCUGUUCAUGAUGAUGAUGAUGAUGAUGUUACAGCACUUCCGCUGUAUUUGCCCAGGCGGAAAUGAGGCGCAAUAUGUCCUUCAGUCAACAAAGAACGGCGAAACUAGCUGAAAUACUCACCUGAAAUACCGGAGGUACCAACAAAAUAGCUGAAAAUUCCUUUUAUUCCCGGGAAUUUAAUUAAAGCUUAAAACAGAAAAAACAAGAAGGGGUUUCAGGCAACAAAAGGGCAGUGCCCGACGGCACCGAGGUGGCCCAUAAAUCCACCAUCCAUGCAGCUGCAGCUGCUGGCCCACGUCCAUUGGCCAAUUAGCUGCUGCAACGGCCAACAGCAAUCGUUUGGGCCCCAUUGAGCAACGCUCCUACUCCGCCUCACUGAUGACUGCCGCCAAAAGACGUGCGGGUAGCAGCGGCAGUGGCAGCAGCAGCAGUAGCCAUGGCAAUGUGCAACAGCAACAGCAACACCAGUCCCUGCAGCAGCAGCACCACCACCACCAGGAGUAUCAGCAAUUGCUGCAGCAUCCGCAUCAUCACUACCACCAGCACUACAGCAGCAAUGGGAGCACCAGCCACUCGAGCAACAUCAUCAUCGGUGGCCACACCAAUGCUACCCACAGCAGCAGCAGCAGUAGCAACGCCACAAGCAACAGCAACAGCAAUCCCCAGCAAUACCACCAGAGACAGCAGCCACAUCAGGCGACACUGCGCGAUUGCUCUGUCAAAUUGCCGCUGGAUAUCCUAUGGCUACCGAAAUCGGCCAUGCGACCGGCCGGUCCUGAUGCCUCGCCCACCGAUUGCAUCCUGGUGGUGGGCGUGUCCCGUCCCAAAUUGGCCGUUGUCUUCCUUACGGUCAUGUUGAUAUCGCUGUUCCUCACCUUCCAUGUUCUGUACGAUAGUGCCGUGUAUAAUAUCCAGGCUGCCCAGGCCGUCCACGAGCGGCAUCGCCUCUCAUUGGCUGCCUCAGCAUCGGCCUCGGCUUUGGGCGGCAGCGGCAGCAGCUCCUCCUCCUCGUACUCCUCCUCAUCAUCGGGUUACUCUAGCUCCUCGGGAUCCUACUCCUCCUCCUCCUCCAGUGCGGGAGGGAACUCCAAUCAUCUGCCGGUAUUUGUGAAGCCAGUGCCCAGUUCCAAUCAGCUAAGCCAUCCCAUGGUCUUUCCAUCGAGUCGUGUGCACUUUCCCAAAACCAGUCGCCGGCUGCCACAGGCCCUCAUCAUUGGGGUGCGAAAAUGUGGAACUCGAGCCCUGCUGGAGAUGCUCUACCUGCACCCGAGAAUCCAAAAGGCAGGCGGCGAGGUGCACUUCUUCGACCGGGAUGAGAACUACCUGAAGGGUCUGGAAUGGUAUCGCAAGAAGAUGCCGCACUCCUUCCGCGGCCAAAUAACCAUCGAGAAGAGUCCCAGCUACUUUGUUUCACCAGAGGUUCCAGAACGAGUGCGUGCCAUGAACGCCAGCAUCAAGCUACUGCUGAUUGUCCGUGAGCCUGUCACCCGGGCCAUUUCAGACUAUACGCAGCUGCGUAGCCAUGCGGCCACCGCCAUCCUGCCCCUGGCCGAGAAGGAUCCCCCGCUACCGAAUCAGAGUCCAAGCACCCGGGAGAGUUCCGGCGGUGGAGCCACAGUCACCGCCACCUCUAGUGGCGCAGCUGCCAAGAUGUCGUCCUCCUCGCAAUCGCUGCUAUAUGCCAAACUGCAGUCGGCCCGGGGCUAUGACAAUGCUCUGGUGGGUGGCAGUGGGGCUGGUGCCAAGGAGACCAAAGCCAGGACAUCAUCAGCCUCGGUCAGAAGGGGUGCUAGUAGUAGUGGUGGUAAUGGUGGAGCGGCAAUGACCACGACAACUCUGUCGCCAAUGGCAAGCGCCGCCCAAAUGGCAGCCAAGUCCUUCGAGGAGCUGGCCAUAUUUCCCAACGGCACUGUUAACGAGGCUUAUCGACCGCUCAGCAUCUCCAUGUACCAUGUCCACCUGCAUCGCUGGCUGGAGGUCUUUCCGCGAGAGCAACUUCUGGUGGUCAAUGGUGACCGGCUCAUCGAGGAUCCGGUUUCCCAGCUAAAACGCAUUGAGGCUUUUUUGGGCAUUGAACACCGCGUGAAAAGCGAACACUUUUACUUCAAUGAAACCAAAGGCUUCUACUGCCUGCGCUAUGACAAUGGCGAUCGCUGCCUCCGCGAGACCAAAGGACGUAAGCAUCCACAUGUGGAUCCCGUGGUGGUCUCCAGAUUACGCAGAUUCUUUGCCGAAUACAAUCAGCGGUUCUAUGAGCUGGUGGGCGAGGAUCUGGGCUGGCCAGAGGAAUAAAAACGAGGACAAGGACCAGGACCAGGACCAAGACCAGGACAAGAAAUCGAACUCGAAAGCUUGGCCCAUAAAUCUCUCGGUGGUCAAUGGUCCGGCGAUUUAAUUACAAGGAGGCGGGAUUACAGAAGGCAGGAAAAGCAUGUGGAAAAGCGUGGAAAAAUAAAGGCAACUUUUACCGUUUGCAUACGCAGCAAGAGAGGGGGGGGAGAGGCGUAAAGGAGGUGGGCCAUAUUUCUGCCUGGUUGGUUGCAACUCGCACAGCUCCUCCUCUGACAGUUCAAUUAUGCGCGCGUAUUGAAAAAUUGCAUUCCAAUUUUCGCAACGCCACGGCAGGAACGCCCUUAACACAGGGAAAGACGAGAAAAUAAAGUAAAUAAAAUCAGUAAAAAAAAAGGAGUAAAAAAGGAGUAAAAAAAGGUGCAAAAAAGUAGC